Linum trigynum is the source of this 288-nucleotide messenger RNA. Lineage: Eukaryota; Viridiplantae; Streptophyta; Magnoliopsida; Malpighiales; Linaceae. The record is from the annotation of a GenBank genome assembly.
AUGAGGAAGUUAAGGCGCUAUUCGGAGAUUAAUUAUGAGGAAGAGCUUGAGAUGUAUAGAGAAUUUGAGAGUGAAGUACUGAUAGAUUAUAUAAACAGAGUGGAAGCCAAAGAGGAGGGUGCAACAACACAAUUUUAUCGUUUUGACGACGACGAUGAUGAUAAUGAGAAGAAUGCUCGUGAAGUUGUCAGAAAAUACAAAGCCUUGACAGAUGAAGCUGUGAGGAAGUGUCCUAGGAGAUAUAUUUUCGAUGAACCAAAGGAGUUAUCGCUUGGACGGCUCUACUAG